This is a messenger RNA of Dicrocoelium dendriticum, 386 nucleotides long. The record is from the annotation of a GenBank genome assembly. Lineage: Eukaryota; Metazoa; Platyhelminthes; Trematoda; Plagiorchiida; Dicrocoeliidae.
GCACUUUUUAUGUCAAGAAACACGACGACGGUGGGUCGCCAAUAAACAUGGCGGUGCUCCAACACUUGACGCAAUGUGAAGAUGUGGUCGAUGCAGCCCCGACCUCGACGAAAUCCGGCUUGCUCUUCCCGAAUCUGGCUUUCACGAGUGCCAGUCAAUCUGUGGAGAAUGACAGAGGCAAGCAAUUUAGAGGCAAUCGAAAUCAGACUGAUCCCUCUAUGAUUGCCGCAUUCCAAUCGAGAGCCUCCCUUGAAAAUUGGGACAAUGAUGGAGCGGUUCCAGUCUGUCGGGACUGUCUCCUGCUCCCAAAGUCUUAAUAGCAACUCGUGUAGAUCAUCUACUAGAGCAGGUCCCCCGAAUUUGAAGAGGGCUGGGGGAAUUCUAUC